Molecule: messenger RNA, 2035 nt
Organism: Syngnathoides biaculeatus (alligator pipefish)
Lineage: Eukaryota; Metazoa; Chordata; Actinopteri; Syngnathiformes; Syngnathidae
Gene: pcolce2b
Product: procollagen C-endopeptidase enhancer 2b
Exons: 10
Coding region: 93-1514 (473 amino acids)
Molecular function (GO): protein binding
Source: RefSeq, a predicted model, not a curated record
CAAACGCUGCAUUCAUCCAGUCCAGACUGCAGACUGGCUGCCGCAGGAACUUCCACUUUCCUUUGCAGCAGCAGGCUCGAGUCGGGCCGACGAUGUGGAGGGUGUGCGGGCUGCUUUGCGCGUGGGCUCUCGCCCUCCUCGCCCGAGACUGUAGCGCCCAGUCUCAGAGGAGACCCUCUCAUACAUGCGGGGGGAACUUCACAGGACAAACUGGAAUAAUCGGGAGUCAGGGGUACCCUGGAGUUUACCCUCCAAAUACGAAAUGCGUGUGGAGGAUCACAGUCCCGGAAGGCAAAGUGGUGGUGCUGACGUUCCGCUCCCUCGACUUGGAGAACGACAGCAUGUGUCGCUACGACUACGUGGACGUGCACAGCGGCCACGGCAACGGCCAGCGGCUGGGCCGGUUCUGCGGCACGCUCAAGCCCGGGCCGCUGGUUUCCACCGGCAACAAGAUGACCUUGCAGAUGGUGUCGGACGCCAACACGGCCGGCAGCGGCUUCCUGUCCGUUUUCUCCGCCGCGCAGCCCAACGAGAGAGGGGAUCAGUACUGCGGAGGCAGACUGGACAAACCUUCCGGAACGUUUAAAACUCCCAACUGGCCCGACAGGGACUACCCGGCAGGUGUCACCUGCUCUUGGCACAUAGUGGCACCGAAGAACCAGAUCAUCGAAGUCAAGUUCGAGAAGUUCGAUGUGGAGCGGGAUAACUACUGCCGCUACGACCACGUCUCCAUUUUCAACGGCGGCGAGAUCAACGACGCCAGGAGGAUCGGGAAGUACUGCGGCGACAGCCCGCCGGCGCCCGUGUACUCGGAGGGCAACCAGCUCUUCGUCCACUUCCUGUCAGACCUCAGCCUGACGGCGGACGGCUUCAUCGGCCACUACAAGUUCCGCCCCAAGAGGUUCUCCGUCACGACCACGCCGGUGCCCACCACCACACAGCCCGUCACCACCAGGCCCAUACGUAGUAUCUGUGUGCCUUUAAGGGGCGGGGCCUGGUGGGGUGGUGCAUGGCGCGGAGAGUCUGCGUGUGAGUGUCUGGGCGUGAGCUGUGGCAGACAGCAGCUUCUGCGUGAGUGUUCUCGUUGCGUUUAUGUGCGGUGGUGCUCCUUACCGACGUGCAAGGAUACUACUCUGAAGUACUCGGUGGCUUUGUGCCGGGAGAAGUGCAAACGACGAGGAACACUUGAGAGUAAUUUUUGCUCCAGCAACUUCGUGAUUACCGGUACGGUCAUCUCGGCGGUGACGCGCGGCGGGAGCGUGCACGCCACCGUGUCCAUCAUUAAGGUGUACAAGGAAGGCAACCUGGCCAUCCAGCAGGCGGGGAAGACCAUGAGCACCAAGAUGGUCAUCCUGUGUAAGAAGUGUCCCUUCGUCAGGAGAGGCUUGAACUACAUCUUCAUGGGCAGCGUGGACGAGGAGGGCCGGGGCAAGGUGGGCCCCCACCACUUCGUGCUGGCCUUCAAGUCCAAGAACCAGAAAGCGCUGAGCGUCCUGAAGAGCAAGCGCUGCUGACGGCGGGGGGAGGGCGGAGCCUACCUGAGCAAAACAUCGUUUGGAUUAGGAGUCGUUCAUUAUGCAUUACAUUUGGAGAUCAUAUAUUCCUCCUUAUUGGUAAAUGAAAAAAAAAUAAUUUAAAAACAAAAACCCAAAAAAAUGAAAAGCAAUGUUUAGAUGUUCAAAUAAGUUAAUAUACUUUUAUUUUUUUUGUACCAGAGUUUUAAAACUAUUCCCAAAUUAUAUUCAUGCAAAUUUAUUUAAAACUAUUUUGUGAGUUUGAUAAAUUAAUUCUUCGAAACAAUGUCGUUUCCACUCAAAUACAGUAUAGAACUAUUUUUGUAAUAUUACUUUUUUUAAUGGUGGUCCUUAUAUUCCGUAUUGUAUGGAUCUGUGAAGUAUGACGAAAAUUUAAAAUCCCUAAAUUUAUAUCUAUUUUUUGUAAACAGUGCAAUAUUUGAUACAUAUUGUAUAAACUGAUAUAUAUAUAUAUAAUAUGUGAAUAUUAUUUAUAUUGUCAUGUGCCGUAAUAAAAAUCC